AUGUCAUCUGGGUGAUCCUCAGCGUGGAGGUUGGAGGACUUCUAGGUGUAACACAGCAGCUGUCAUCCUUUGAAACAGAGUUCAACACACAACCGCAUCGCAAGGUAGAAGGAAACUUUAACCCAUUCGCCUCUCCACAGAAGAACAGGCAACCAGAUGAAAACAACCUAAAAGACCCUGGGGGUUCCGAGCUAGGCACAAUCAGCAAAAACACAUGGGGGCCUGCUCCUGACCAAAUCGAACAAGAUCAGAAUGGACUGUCACAAAACUCUGUAAAUCUCUCCCCCAGCAGUCACUCGAACAACUUGUCAGUAGUGACAUACAGUAAGGGUUUCCACGGUCCUUAUCCCUUCGGACAGUCUUAAAACACAAAAAUACAAAACGGGUAUCGACAAGAGGAGAAUUUAAGAAAGAACUGACUUUUGGGGGAAGGGAGGGGGAUUCAUGUGGCAGACAGACACAGCGUGGACCCCCCCCCUUCUCUGCCUCCAUGUUCUGGAUAAAGAAGAGAAAACAAAAGCCCAGUAACUUAAGGCUAGCUGUUUCCAGAGGAAAAUACAAAAUCUAAGUAUGCAUGUGUGAAUGCUGGAUUUCAGGAGUGUUGUUAAAUGCUAUGAGAAAGAAAAUAUACCAACACCGUGGGUUGUUUUUUUUUUUAGAAAUCAUUCUCACACGUAAUUAGGUAGUUUAAAAAGAAGUUUAAAAAAAUGAAAAUGAAAAAGCCAUCUUUAAAAAAAAAAUAUUUUGCCUACAGAGCGGUUGUAGUUUGAGCAAAUGUUUAAUUUCUGUUUGUUUCUUGUUCAUAUUUUUUUAAAUAAGGGACAGCGUGCAUUUUUAUGGAACUGUCAUGUUUUGCUUGCUACCGAAUGGGAAUUUGCUUAGCAUCUUCUG
This is a messenger RNA of Cariama cristata (Red-legged seriema), 891 nucleotides long. It is a transcript of the gene ILRUN, whose product is annotated as chromosome unknown open reading frame, human C6orf106. The annotation marks the transcript as partial. NCBI's taxonomy places the organism in Eukaryota, Metazoa, Chordata, Aves, Cariamiformes, Cariamidae. The transcript is spliced from 2 exons. The record is from RefSeq and is a predicted model, not a curated record.